Messenger RNA from Onychomys torridus (southern grasshopper mouse), 3017 nucleotides. It is a transcript of the gene Fam177a1, whose product is annotated as family with sequence similarity 177 member A1. The record is from RefSeq and is a predicted model, not a curated record. NCBI's taxonomy places the organism in Eukaryota, Metazoa, Chordata, Mammalia, Rodentia, Cricetidae. The transcript has 5 exons. The coding region runs from base 189 to 815 and encodes 208 amino acids.
GGGUCCGCGGAAGCGGCGGAGGCCCCGCCCCGUGCCCGCAGUCCAGGCGCGCCUCCGCGGGGAGGGUGGGCUGUGUGCUGCGGGCCGGGCGGCCACCGGUGCGAGCCUCCGUGGGAGCCUGCGUGCGGGCGGUGGGGAGCGUUCCUGCGAUCACCCUCCGCGUCGCCGCUGCCCGGGCCGGCGUGACGAUGGACCGAGAGCCGGGCCGCGCGGCGGCGGGAGAAACGGAGGCGGCGGCCGCCGCGGCGUUCGGAGACGCGGCGCGGCAGGUGAGUAAUGAAAGAGGCUUUGAGAAUGUAGAGCUGGGGGUCAUCGGGAAGAAGAAGAAAGUCCCUAGGAGGGUCAUCCACUUCGUCAGUGGGGAGACCAUGGAAGAAUACAGCACUGACGAGGACGAAGUCGACGGCCUCGAGAAGAAAGACGUGCUGCCCACCGUCGACCCGACAAAACUUCCCUGGGGCCCCUACUUGUGGUUUUACAUGCUUCGGGCUGCCACAUCAACCCUCUCAGUGUGUGACUUUCUUGGAGAGAAGAUUGCAUCUGUUUUGGGCAUCAGCACCCCAAAAUACCAAUAUGCCAUUGAUGAGUAUUACCGGAUGAAGAAGGAGGAGGAGGAGGAGGAAGAAGAAAAUAGGAUGUCUGAAGAAGCAGAAAGACAGUACCAGCAAAACAAGAUGCAGGCUGAUUGCACUGUACAGACAGAUCAGCCGGAAACAGUGGUGGCCAGCUCGUUUGUGAAUAUUAACUUUGAAAUGGAGGACAGCUGUGAAGGACUUGAGGAGAGCAAACAGCAGGCAGCCUCUGUCCCACCAUAGACGGGAAGGACUGCAUAGAAAGUGCUGCCCUAAAGGUCAAUCAGGAACUCUUUACAUCUUGUUUAGUGGGGCUAAAACAACUAUUUAUAUUUAAAUUAUUAGGGGGAAGUCUGUCUUUGUUCUUAUGCUCUAUCUAUCAGAGUCAGCUCUGAAGUUGGGAUGUUUUUAUUAUGAGUUAAAUUACCUCCCCCCACCCCACCCCCCAUUCAUAUAUACUGACCAGUGCUAAGCCCAGUGCUUUGGUAAGACAUUUCGCAUGGCAUGAUAACACCCACCUUUAAUCCUAGCACAGAGAGGCAGGGGCUGGUGGUUCUCUGUGAGUUCAAGGCCUACCUGGUCAAACGUAAUGAGCUCCAGCCUAGCCCAUGAGACCCUGUCUCAAAAAAAAAAACAAAAAAAAACAAAACAAAAAAAAACCAAAACAAUAAAGGUGUUCCACAUUAAAAGGGGAGUUAAUUUGUUCCUUGAGAUUUUUGGUUUUGGGGCAUUUGUUUAAAAAGAGAAGAAAGGUGUAAGUAUUGACUAACCGUCUUUGGAGCUAACAAUCCUAACAGCCUCAGACUGAAGUACCCUACUUUGCCUCAUGCAAUGCCUGCCUUGCAUUUAACACACCUGCCCAUUAGUUUCACACUAGGAUGGUUCAGAGUGUGCAGUAAAGGGAGCAAGAUGGAGGCACUGUGGAUUUCCUUCGUUGAGACUAUGUUAUGGAAAGUGUUGGAUGUACUACUCGGAAUCUUAAGAUGGGUUUUCAUUUUCACCACAAGCCACUCCUGUGUUUUUCAGUAGUUAAUAACUUGCUCUGGUCACAAAGGAACACUAGUUACCGAGUGAGUUUGUAGUUCUGUCAGGUGUUGGUCCCUGUGACUACCCACGUGGCUGGCACCUUGGACAUGUCACACUCAGCCCUCUGCAUCAGGAAGGCUAGCUGGGGAUGAACUGCUAACAGUCUACUUUUGUUCACCGUUUGGAAGUCACGGUGACAAGUCGGACAGUUGACGUGAACCAGGUUUGGCCCUCCCUCCUUACUAGGUCCCUUUACAAAGUUGUGUAAUAUGAAGCUAAUUUUUGAGGAAUAUUCCUACAUACGUGUUCAGAACCUUUUAUAUGUGUAACUGAUUUAUACAGAUGUGGACAAUGUUUUAGAUGCUGAUCUUUUAAAAGCCUUCUCAUAGCUUUUAGAAAUUAACAUUUAUAAACUGGCUUUCUAAGAAGCAUGACGUUUUCUGUCUUCAACGUGUACAUUUCAAACAUGGAUAGGUGAGCAUGAUUGUAGAGACUUGCCAGUGGACCUCUCAGUAAGUUCAACUGAAAGCUGGGUUUUUAACUGAAUAUUCAAAGUUUGAGUCAGUUUCAGUUGGACUGAAAUUUGUAAAGCACAACAAGUAUGGUGUCUUCCUUGGAGUCGUGAGCUGGUGAGCUAGCUCCCUUCCUGGGUGCAAACGAUGUGACUUAGUUCUUAGAGGUUUAUCUUUAGACUGUGUAGUUAGUGACACUAUCAGUCAGUUUCCUAAAAACCAGUCUUAGUUGACAGUUGCUGAAACAUGCUGGCCUGACCUCUGCCUCAUGGCUUGUUUUUAAACAAACUUGGAGACGGAGCUACCACCUCAGACCCUAACUUGUUAGGAGGUGAAGGCAGGUGGUCUAAGGCACCUCUCCUGACAUGCUGCACCUCAGAGUUUACGACACAGCCUCUGAUUACAGUAGAAGGGGGGGGACCUGCAAAGCCUUGAGGUUGCUGAGUUUACUGCCUGCUUGUUGGGAGCGGCUGGUUUGUAAUGCUGAGUUAUUUAUUCACCGGGCCUUAUAUUUGUAUACUUUGGUUUAUGCAAGCUAUAAAAUGAUCAUAAAUGGGGUAAAUGGUUUGUUUUCUUUUAGGCCUCUCUCACCUCUAGUAGAAUUAUUUUCCCCUCUGCAUCACAGUCUGCGACGUUCUACUUUCUUCUCAUCCCCCUAAAAACUGACCACAAGGCAGGUGUGGUGGUGCAUGUCUGUACUCCCAGCACUAGGGAGGCUGAGGGAGGGUCAUGAGUUGGAGGCUGGCCGAGACUACAGAUCAAGACCCUUAUAUUUCAACAACAAAAAAACCCAUAAACACAUGAGUUAGUAUAAGGAGUUAGUAAUUCUCUAACAAAAACCUUUAACAAAAGGUACAGUGUUGUAAAUGUAACUUGAUAAUGGUUAAUAAAAUUAGACAAAAUUUCA